AGAGGAGGAAGAGGAAAGAAAAGGAGUAAGAAAUGGCUCCUUCUCAGGGACAGUUGACACUGAACGAUGUGGUCAUUGAAUUCUCUCCAGAAGAGUGGAAAUGCCUGGACCCUGCUCAGAGGGCCUUGUACAAGGAUGUGAUGUUGGAGACCUACAGGAACCUGAUCUCUGUGGAUAUUUCUCAUAUACACAUGAUAAGGAAAUUACAACUAAAAUCAAACAUUGAUAGAGGAGAAGUAUUCCAAACAAUGAUUUUGGGAAGACACGAAAUCCUGGAAAUCAAACCUUUUUACCUCCCUGCAAUUCAGGAGAAUAUGCAUGACUUUGGGUUUCAGUGGAAAUGUGAUGAAAGAAAUUACAAAAAUUUUCCUACGUACCAUAACCAAGAUGCCACUGGUAGAAGAAGUCAACAUGGUAGAAGGGAUGUAGGAAACAACCAUAUUGGAAAUAUACCUGUGUUAAACCUUCAGGGUGAACUGCAUAUGUUUAAAAGUAAACAGAAAAUUGAUGAAUUUAAUAAAGCUGUUAAGAGUAUCAACAGUAAUUCCUCGUCUUCAGCACUUCAAGGAAUUUCUCCUCCUGUCCCAGCCAACAUUUCUAAUAUAUAUGGGAGUGAUUUUAUGCAUCCUUCAAUACUGACACAAGACCAGAGCCCACCCAGGGAAAUAUCUUACAAGUGUACUGAGUAUGGCAAAACCUUUCAUCAGGGCUCAAAUCUCAGGAGUCAUCAGAGAAGCCAUAUAGGAGAGAAAUUACAUAAAUGCAAUGUAUGCGACAAAGUCUUUAACCGAAAUUCAGACCUUGUAAUUCAUCAAAGAAUUCAUACUGGAGAGAAACCUUACAAAUGUAAUGAGUGUGACAAGGUCUUUAGUACAAAAGGAAAGCUUUCAAUUCAUCAGAGAAUUCAUACUGGAGAGAAACCUUACAAAUGUAAUGAGUGUGGCAAAACUUUUAAUCAGAGCUCAAUUCUCACCCGACAUCGGAUAAUCCAUACAGGAGAGAAAUUAUAUAAAUGCAAUGUGUGUGCCAAGGUCUUUAGCCAAAAUUCAGACCUUGUAAUUCAUCAAAGAAUUCAUACUGGAGAGAAACCUUACAAGUGUAAUGAGUGUGGCAGGGUUUUUAGUCAGAAAAGAAAGCUUUCAGUUCAUUGGAGAAUUCAUACUGGAGAGAAACCUUACAAAUGCAAUGAGUGUGGUAAAACCUUUAAUCAGAGCUCAAUUCUCACUCGACAUCGGAUAAUCCAUACAGGAGAGAAACUGCAUAAAUGUGAUAUGUGUGCCAAAGUCUUUAGUCGCAAUCCAGACCUUAUAAUUCAUCAGACAGUUCAUACUGUGGAGAACCCUCAAAAACGUAGUGUCUGUGGGAAAACCUUUUAUUCUUCCUUGGGCGUCAGUAGGCAUGAAAUAAUGCAUACAGUGGCAAAACCAAGAAUUCAUAAUGGUGAGAAGCCUUACAAAUGCAAUGAGUGUGGCAAAGUCUUUCAUGAAUGGCCAGCCCUAACAAGUCAUCAACAAAUUCAUACUUACAAAUGUAAUGAGUGUGCAAAGUCUUUAGUCAGAGUUCAACCCUUUCAAGUCUUCGGAGAUUUCAUAAUGGUCCUGGAGGAGGUACAAGGUACAGCUGGAGGGAACACGUCAGAAUACAAGGCGGGGGGCCAGGCAGAGAGCAUGGGGCAGGACCUGAGGCAUGUACCUUCAUUAGGGUCCAUGGAUGAAGUGUUUAGGGGUUCUUGGGUUCAGAAUGCAUUUGUCAGUUCAAACCAAAAAGAACAGCAAUUGUUAAGAGAAGACAUCUUACUUUCCAGCAAAGUGACCUUCCCAGUUGCCUGCUCCCAGUCCCGCCCUCCGACCCGCCCAGCGCCUGGCUCCCUCCUCGCCCCGCCCCUCGCGCAUAACGCUCCCGCCCAGGCCCCGCCUCCCCCUUACCUGAGGAACCGGAAAUGGAGAGGGUGGGUUGAAGGUCCUUUCCCGAGAGGUGGAUUCGCCCCCGCCCCCCGCCCCAGCCUCGCCCUCUCGGCCCCUGGAGGCAGCGCCGGCCGCCCGGCUCCGGGGGAGGCCGCGUCCUCUCCCUGCUCCCGGGAUCCUGGGGAGCCCGCCCCUCUCCUGAGACCCCCUCCCUCCCAGCGCCUCGGUCCUCGCGUCUCCUCAGGCCGGUCCUUCUGCCCCGCGGGUCCCCCAUUUGUUGUCAGCGCUUCCCCUCACCUGGCACUGAUGUUGCCUGAGGAAGAAGCCCUUAGGAGGAAAAGGAAAGGAAAGGAGUCAGGAAUGGCUUUUUCUAAGGGUCAGUUGACAUUGAAUGAUGUGGUCAUCGAAUUCUCUCAGGAGGAGUGGGAAUGCCUGGACUCUGCUCAGAGGGCCUUGUACAGGGAUGUGAUGUUGGAGACCUACAGGAACCUGAUCACAGUGGAUAUCUCUCAUAUACAUGUGAUCAAGACAUUACAACUAAAAUCAAACACUGGUAGAGGUGGAGUAUUCCAAACAUUGAUGUUGGGAAGACUUGAAAGCCAAGGAAUCAAACGUUUUUACCUCCAGGAAAUUCAGGAAAAUAUGUAUGACCAUGGUUGUCAGUGGAGAGAUGAUGGAAGAAAUUACAAAAAUUUUUCUAUAUCCCGUAACCAAGAUGUCAUUGAUAGGAGUCCACUUGGUGGAAAACAUGCAAAAAACAAGCCUACUGGAAAUAGACUUGUGUUAAGAUUUCAGGAUGAACUGCAUAUGUUUAAAAGUAAACAGAAAAUUGAUGAAUGUAAUAAAGCUAAGAGUAUCAACAGUAGUUACUCAUUUUCACCACUUCAUAGAAUUUCUCCUCCUGUCCAAACCAAAAUUUCUAAUAUAUAUGGGAGUGAUUUUAUGCAUCCUUCAAUACUGACACAAGACCAGAACCCACACAGGGAAAUAUGUUACAAGUGUAAUGAGUGUGGCAAAACCUUUCAUCAGGGUUCACGUCUCAGGAGUCAUCAGAGGAGCCAUAUAAGAAAGAAAUUGCCUAAAUGUGAUAUAUGUGACAAAUUCUUUUGCCGAAAUUCAUACCUUGUAAUUCAUCAAAGAGUUCAUACUGGAGAGAAACCUUACAAAUGUAAUGAGUGUGGCAAGGUCUUUAGCACAAAAGGAAAGCUUUCAAUUCAUCAGAGAAUUCAUACUGGAGAGAAACCUUACAAAUGCAGUGAGUGUGGCAAAACCUUUCCUGUCAGCUCAUACCUCAAAAGACAUCAGAUCAUCCACAUUAAAGAGAAAUUAUAUAAAUGUGAUAUGUGUGGCAAAGUCUAUCAUCGAAGUCUAUCCCUUCAACAUCAUCAGGAAAUUCAUACUGGAGAGAAAACGUACAGAUGUAGAUUUUGUGGGCAAACCUUUCUUCAUGGCAUGGAUCUCAGGAAACAUGAGAUCAUUCAUCCAGGAGCAAAGGUAUAUAAAUGUGAUGUAUGUGACAAAGUCUGUGGUCAAAAAUCAUACCUUAAAUGUCAUCAGAGAAUUCAUACUGGAGAGAAACCUUACAAAUGUAAUUUGUGUGGGAAAACCUUUAUUUUUAGAUCAGGCCUCAGGAAACAUGAGGUGACCCAUACAGGAGUAAAACCAUAUAAAUGUGAUGUAUGUGGCACAGGCUUUAAUCAAAAAUCAGCUCUUGUGAAUCAUCAGAAAAUUCAUACUGGAGAGAAACCUCACAAAUGCGAUGAGUGUGGCAAGUUCUUUCGUCAGAAGUCAGCGCUUAGAAGGCAUCAACGAAUUCACACUGGAGAGAAACCUCACAAAUGUAAUGAGUGUGGCAAGUUCUUUCGUGAGAAGCCAGCCCUUAGAAGCCAUCAACGAAUUCAUAUGGGAGUAAAACCUUACAAAUGUAAUGAAUGAGUGUGGCAAAGUCUGUAGUCAGUGUUCAACCCUAUUAAGUCAUUGGAGAAUACAUAAUAGUAAGCACUGUUACACACAUAAUGAGUAUGGCAAAUUCUUCAUUGUGCUUUCAAGCCUAAGUCAAUACCAUCAGGUAAUUCACAUUGGUAAGAGACUUUAAUAAUGUUUUGAUGUGACAAUGCUUUUAGCAGGUGUCCCCAUCUUAGGCAUUAUUAGAAAAUUCAUUGUGGAUAGAAACCAGGUAAAUGUAAUUAUUGUGUCCU
This is a messenger RNA of Hippopotamus amphibius kiboko, 4102 nucleotides long. RefSeq names its product zinc finger protein 665-like. The record is from RefSeq and is a predicted model, not a curated record. Gene Ontology annotation, biological process: negative regulation of transcription by RNA polymerase II. The transcript has 10 exons. Bases 33 to 3839 code for a protein of 1268 amino acids. Gene Ontology annotation, molecular function: DNA-binding transcription repressor activity, RNA polymerase II-specific. Lineage: Eukaryota; Metazoa; Chordata; Mammalia; Artiodactyla; Hippopotamidae.